GAAAAAUUGGGGGCGCUGCCCCGAAACUUCCAAUAAACUUUUACUCCACCAUUAUAUUUUUUUUCUAUACUUAAUUUCGAACACCCUUGCCAAAAAUCUUGAAUUUGUCUGUGUAUAUAUAAAGCUCCUUAAUUAUGAGACCAACUCCUCAUCUCAUCACAUCAUCACCAAAUAAAGAUUAUGGCAUUUUGCAAGGGGUCCUUCUUCUUCAUCUUCUUGCUCUGUAACUGGGGAAUAAUUAGUGUUUCAGCAAGCCCUAAUUACAGAGAUGCCCUUGCAAAAUCCCUUUUGUUCUUCCAAGGCCAGAGGUCCGGCAGGCUUCCUCGGCAACAAAUUACUUGGAGGGCCAACUCUGGACUUUCCGAUGGUCAAAUGGCCGGAGUGGACUUAACCGGAGGUUACUAUGACGGGGGAGACAACGUGAAGUUCAAUUUACCGAUGGCAUUCACGACCACAAUGCUGUCGUGGGGGGCAAUCGAGUACGCCAAGAAAUUAGGGCCUCAACUAUCAAGCAACAGAGCCGCCAUUCGUUGGGCGACGAAUUACCUUCUAAAGUGUGCUCGUGCAACUCCGGGGAAGCUGUACGUAGGCGUAGGAGAUCCGAACUCGGACCACAAAUGUUGGGAGAGGCCUGAAGAUAUGGACACAGCCAGAAAUGUGUAUUCCGUAUCCCCCAGCAAUCCAGGAUCCGACGUGGCAGGGGAAACAGCAGCUGCAUUGGCUGCUGCAUCAAUAGUAUUCCGGAAAGUGGAUCCGAAAUACUCGAAGCUUCUCUUAAAAACAGCCAAGAGUGUGAUGCAGUUUGCUAUACAGUACAGGGGAGCGUACAGUGACUCGCUCGGUUCAACUGUCUGCCCAUUUUAUUGCUCCUAUUCGGGGUACAAGGAUGAGUUGUUAUGGGGAGCAGCAUGGCUAUGGAGAGCAACAAACGAGGUUUAUUACCUGAAUUUCAUAAAAUCUUUGGGUGCAAAUGAUGGAACUGAUAUUUUCAGCUGGGACAACAAGUAUGCUGGUGCUCGUCUUCUCCUAGCAAGGCGGAGUUUAGUGGACAAUGAUCAUACAUUUCAGCCAUAUAGACAGCAAGCAGAAGAGUUUAUGUGCAGAAUAUUGCCCAACUCCCCUUACUCUACCACACAAUACACACCAGGAGGUUUAAUGUAUAAGCUGAGUGGGAGCAAUCUGCAGUAUGUGACAUCCAUAACAUACUUACUCACCACAUACUCCAAAUACAUGGCAACCUCUAAACACACCUUCAAAUGCGGGAAUCUCUUCGUCACUUCAAACACUCUACGAACCCUAGCCAAGAAACAAGUGGACUAUAUAUUGGGUGAAAAUCCGAUGAAAAAGUCGUACAUGGUGGGAUACGGAGCAAGUUAUCCAAAAAGGAUACACCACAGAGGAUCUUCUCUCCCCUCAAAAGCAGCUCACCCACAGUCUAUUGGGUGUAAGGCUGGUUUUCAACCAUAUUACUACACAACUAAUCCAAACCCUAAUAUAUUGACCGGCGCCAUUGUUGGAGGUCCUAACCAGAACGACUUCUUCCCUGAUGAACGCACUGACUACACUCGCUCCGAGCCUGCGACUUAUAUCAACGCUGCUAUCGUUGGUCCCUUGGCCUACUUUGCUGGUGCCGUUUGAAUUUUAUUUAUAUCACUUCACUGCUCAUCACCAUAUAAUUUAUUUUAUAUAUAUAUAUAUAUAUUACAAGUGUGAAUAAUAAUAUAUAUAUGUCUGUUUCAUCAUUUCUAUUUGAUUCUGGAUUUUCAUCAAUUUAAGCAAUUGCAAUCAUACUACUCUAUUGUAAUUUUACUAUAUGGUAAUAUUGUUGGGCCAACCCAACAAUAAUACCAUGGGAUUAUGCUGAUGUCUUACGCG
This is a messenger RNA of Erythranthe guttata (spotted monkey flower), 1875 nucleotides long. RefSeq names its product endoglucanase 3. Gene Ontology annotation, molecular function: hydrolase activity, hydrolyzing O-glycosyl compounds. The record is from RefSeq and is a predicted model, not a curated record. Gene Ontology annotation, biological process: carbohydrate metabolic process. NCBI's taxonomy places the organism in Eukaryota, Viridiplantae, Streptophyta, Magnoliopsida, Lamiales, Phrymaceae.